Panicum virgatum (switchgrass) is the source of this 1509-nucleotide messenger RNA. RefSeq names its product RNA-directed DNA methylation 4-like. NCBI's taxonomy places the organism in Eukaryota, Viridiplantae, Streptophyta, Magnoliopsida, Poales, Poaceae. The transcript is spliced from 10 exons. The record is from RefSeq and is a predicted model, not a curated record. The coding region runs from base 196 to 1206 and encodes 336 amino acids.
UGAAGUUGUUUUACCAAAUAUUUUCUAAAACGGCUCCAGUUUCAUCAAAGAAGUCACUCCACCUCUGGAGCCGGAGCUAUUUUUUAAGAGCCGGAGCCGUGAAAAAGAGCCCCGCUACCCAAUACAGGAGGGACCACCAGACCACUCGUCCUUCCGGGGCGCCGCCUUGUUAACCCUACGACCCAACCGCCGGUCAUGGCGGCUGCGGCGGCGCCCGCCGGCGAAGCCUCCACCUCGGAGCCUGCGGCGGCGAGGGAGAAGCCCAUCGUCGUCCGGGUCAAGCGCAAGCCCUCGCAAACCCGCCCGGACGCUUUCUGGCUAGAUAUUAAUGAAAGGCCAUCCAAGAAGGCGAUGCUCGAUUUCUCCAGCCUCUCCAUCUCCGAACCAUCCUCUUCCUCAUCCAGUGCUAAAGCUUCAGAGGAACAACCACGGGUUAAGAAGCUUCUUGUUCAACACAUAGAGACAGUGCAUCAUUCUCGAGCCGUUGAAGAUGUUUUGCACUCUCUUUUGCUUGCUGACUCAGAUACCAAAGAGAUAAAGAGCAAGACGAAGGAGUGGAAUGACAGAAUCAAGCAAGACAAAAAACCAGACCAGCUGCGGUCAGCAGCCAGGCAAAGGCAUGAGGAUUUGGGAAGAAAUGCCCGCUUUGCACAAAUAUGGAAGAGUCGGAAAGGAGAAAAGGAUGAAGCUGAUGAAUCACUGAGAGAAAUAUGCCAUCUUUAUGAUGCUGUCCAAGUAGAUCCGGAUGAAGAGAAGAAUCCAGCAGAACCACGUCCCAGCAGGAUCACUUCUUUCGAAGAGGGUGCUGUUCUAUGCAACUUUCUUCCACUUAUACGGGAGUACUUGCCAUCAGCUGCUGUGGAAAUCGAGUCAGAUAUUAUUUCAUUGGCGCAAUCAGAAGAUUCAGAAGUUUAUGACAUCUAUACUGUCAAGGAGGUGGAUGAUACAAACAUGGAGGAUAUGUCAGCAGCUUCAUAUCCACGGUUACAAGUGGAUGAUGACGAAGAUGAAUGCUAUGAUGAUGACUACCCCUAUGAAACAGAUGAUUCAAAUGCGGAAGACAAUCCACUUUUUGAUUAUCCUGAAGAAUUGUCAGAGGAUGAGGAUGAUGGUAGCAACGAUGAGGAUCCUUUUGAAGACAUGGAAGGUUCUGGCUCUGAGUACGAAAAGGAAGAAGUAGAGGUGGAAGCCGACAAGCAAUGGUGAUAUGAAACUGCGGAGGAAAGGUGCAGUUGUAAAUGCAGGGAUGCUAGUGUGUGAGCUGAAUUUGAUGUGAUGAAGGGAUGAUUACUGAAUCUUUGUGUUGCUCAUGCUGGGAAAGGAAUGGGCGUGCUCAGCACUGACCACUGUGUAUCACAUCACUUAGUAUACAUUGUAUCUUAGUGUAUGAUAAGGUGUUCCCUGCAUUACCAGAGGACAGGAGAAGAAUCUAGCUAGGAAUCCUUUGGGGUUUGAAAAUGCCAUGCGUGUUGCUUUGUUUUAUUAUACUGUGUAAUGAUAUUACUCGUA